Arachis duranensis is the source of this 480-nucleotide messenger RNA. RefSeq names its product F-box protein CPR1-like. NCBI's taxonomy places the organism in Eukaryota, Viridiplantae, Streptophyta, Magnoliopsida, Fabales, Fabaceae. The record is from RefSeq and is a predicted model, not a curated record. The coding region runs from base 1 to 480 and encodes 159 amino acids. The transcript has a single exon. Gene Ontology annotation, molecular function: protein binding.
AUGGAGAAGAAGCAGAAGAGCAUUAACGACAUUCUUCCUCUUGACCUGAUUCAGAGAAUCUUACUGAGGAUUCCGGUCAAACAUCUCGGCCGCCUCAAGUGCGUUUCGAAGCUUUGGCACUCUCUUAUUUCCGAUCCAGACUUUGCGGAAUCGCAUCUUCACCUCUCUUUUGCACCCACCCAUGCGUGCAUCUACAUAAAAAACUCCACGGAAGCUUACCUUGUUCACCUAGAUGAAGCAUUUAAUGGCGACAAUUACCAAGUAAAAGAGCUAUCUUUCCCUUUCAAGAAGAAGCCAAUUUCUGAGUUUCGUGUGAUGGGAUCCUGCAGAGGUUUUGUUCUCUUACACCAAGAGCCAUACUAUUUUGUAGUAUGGAACCCACUCACCGGAUUCAGCAAUAUUGUUCAUCGUAGUAUGGGCAGGUCCUCUUAUUUUCUCGAUAAUGCGAUUCUAUCCAUUGGUCGUCUUCCUCUGGUAUGA